Trichomonas vaginalis G3 is the source of this 1185-nucleotide messenger RNA. Its product is annotated as armadillo (ARM) repeat-containing protein family. The transcript has a single exon. Lineage: Eukaryota; Parabasalia; Trichomonadida; Trichomonadidae. The coding region runs from base 1 to 1185 and encodes 394 amino acids. The record is from RefSeq and is a predicted model, not a curated record.
AUGAAAUCUUCCGAGUUCGCCAAAGAGAAAGAAGAAGAAAUUAAUGAAAAUCCUAUGGAUCCUUCGCUAUGUGAAGCGAUAAACACUGCUGUAUCCGUAAUUGAAUCAAAUGAUUACUCUGACGAAAUUUAUCCUUUAUUUUUAGACAUUUGUAAUGUAUUAGAUAAGCCAGAAACAUACGGUAUGUGCAGGUAUUUAUUAGAAAUUUACAAAAAUACCCAAAAUACUCAAGCAAUAACCACAUUAGAGCAAAUUUCCAAACUAGAUGCGUUUCCAAUUUCAGAAUUUGCUAAUUCAAGUUCUGUACAAGAUUUAAUCGAUAUUUCUGUCAACGUAACAUCAGAAGCGUCUCCAUUUGCAAUUUCAAUAAUAGAUUCGAUAUUAGCAAAGACACAAGAAAGAAAUUACUUAGCUGAAACAAGUCUAUUUCAAAGCCUGAUUUUAUUUUCAGCCAAUUAUGAGCUUUCUUCUUUUCUUGUUCAUCUUCUAAAUACAACUGUAGAUCUUCCACCAGAAAUAGCGAAUUUUUCCUCACCAAUACUAGAAUUUAUUGAUUCGACAGAUGAAAAUCAGCAAAUCAAUGGUUUAAUUUGUUUGACUUUAUUAUAUCAGCAUGGAAUUCAUUUAGACCUUCAAUAUAUCCACAGAUGCUUCGAUAAAUUUGCUGGGGCUUGUUCGAGUACGAUUUUAUAUUGGUUAAUUAAACUUUUAGGAUUUCUUCCAAAUAUUCCUUUAGAAUUAAUUGAACAAUUCCUAAAUCUACUUCCAAAUGAAACUCUCCAAGAGCAAAUCAUUUAUGUUUUAUAUAAAAACAUAGACGACGUCGAAAUUAAUGUUUUAAUUAAUAUUAUCAACGAAAUAUUAAAUCAUCUGGAUGAAAUGGUAUACAAGACAAGGGGAUAUGCUAUUGAAAUACUUGCCAUCCUCGUUGACCGAACACUUUACGUUUCAAUUGAAAUAUUCCAGUAUUUCAUUGUUUAUUUAGAAUCCUGCCCAGAAAAUAAAAACGUUCUUCAUGGUCUCCUCAAAAUGUUUAUAUCUCCUUUGGCAGAUGAACAAUCCAAAGCUCAGAUGUUUGAGAUUUGCAAAGAAUACAAAUCUGUAUUUGAAGAAAUAGUUGGUCUAGCAGAUGAAGACAUAUCGAACGCGGCAAAUAUAAUUUUAAGUUUUAUUGAUCCAGAUUGA